This is a messenger RNA of Salvelinus sp. IW2-2015, 507 nucleotides long. The record is from RefSeq and is a predicted model, not a curated record. Lineage: Eukaryota; Metazoa; Chordata; Actinopteri; Salmoniformes; Salmonidae.
UGUGUUUCCUGUAUAAUUUAUGUGAUUGACCUGAAUCCAUCUCUAGUCAUCUUCAUUGAGGAGAUCCUGACCAAAUGGAGAGGAAAUUAUGACAAACUGGAGCACAAUCACACCUACAUACAGUGGCUUUUCCCUCUGAGGGAGCAAGGGCUCAACCUCUAUGCUCAAGAACUCACUCAGGAGGAGAUCAAGGAAUUCCUAAGCACUCGGGAGGCCAAGCGGCGAUUCUUGCUGGCAUACACACUCAUGCUGGACUUUUACGGAAUCAAACUCCUGGAUAAGAUUGGGAAUGUCACCCGAGCUUCCAACUGGCAAGAACGCUUCCAGCACCUCAAUGAGUCACAGCACAUCCUGCGGAUCACGGCGGAUUCUCAAGUCCUGGGUGAGCUUGGCUUCGAGGCUUUCAAAAAGCCCCCCUGGUGGCGUCUGCUGCUGGACGAGGCUUCUGUGGUCCGAGGCACCCCUGCCCUAACAUGCGUGCCAGAUCCCUGGAGGUACUACGUCUAA